Messenger RNA from Scutellospora calospora, 640 nucleotides. Lineage: Eukaryota; Fungi; Glomeromycota; Glomeromycetes; Diversisporales; Gigasporaceae. The record is from the annotation of a GenBank genome assembly.
UCUUGAUCCAUUUGAGCGACCUACUGCAGAACAACUUUAUAAAACAUUUGGGGGAUGGUUAUGCAAGGUAUUAAAUAUUCCUAGCUCCAAUAUUGCUAAACAGUUUCAAGAACGAAAAAAUUCGCAAUUUAUUGAUGAUAAGAUUGAAGUUCAUUCAGAAGCUACAUAUAAUAGUAGAUAUUACAAUUUUAAAGAACUUGAAUUACCAAAUAUUACCUUUACUAAAACUAACGGAUUAGAUGAACAUUUGGCUGUACGACAACAUAUAAUAGAUGAAACUAAAUUAUACAAUAUCAAAUUAGAAAUGAUUCAUGCAGAAAAUUCUAGUAUUGCAGCUAAAGUGCAUGAAUUAUUAGAUAUUCCUAAAUAUGAUACUAGUAAACAGUUUCAAAAAACUAAAGAACUACAAUUUUUUGAUAAAAAAGUUGAAGUUCAUUCGGAAGUUACAGAUAAUAGUGAUUUCAAAAAACUCAAAUUACCAACUAUUAGGUUUACUAAAACUAACAUAUUAGAUGAAGAUUUGGCAGUACGACUAUAUAUUGCAGAUGAAACUAAAUUAUACAAUAUUAAAGUAGAAAUGAUUCGUGCAGAAAAUACUAAUACUGCUGCUGCAAUAUAUGAAAUAUUAAAAGAUUUAUAA